Messenger RNA from Aureobasidium namibiae CBS 147.97, 1092 nucleotides. Its product is annotated as plasma membrane iron permease-like protein. The transcript has 3 exons. Gene Ontology annotation, molecular function: ferrous iron transmembrane transporter activity. Gene Ontology annotation, cellular component: plasma membrane; high-affinity iron permease complex. Gene Ontology annotation, biological process: iron ion transmembrane transport. NCBI's taxonomy places the organism in Eukaryota, Fungi, Ascomycota, Dothideomycetes, Dothideales, Saccotheciaceae. The coding region runs from base 1 to 1092 and encodes 363 amino acids. The record is from RefSeq and is a predicted model, not a curated record.
AUGGGUGCCAAUGUCUUUGCUGUACCUAUCUUCUUCAUUUGCUUCAGAGAAUGCCUCGAAUGUAGCAUCAUCGUCUCCGUCUUGCUGUCAUUUCUGAAGCAGACUCUUGAUCCUCAAGAUCCCACAGUCUACAAGAAAUUGAGAGCUCAAGUCUGGUGGGGAAUUGGACUUGGUCUAGUGGUCUGUUUGAUCAUUGGUGGUGCUUUCAUCGGAGCAUUCUAUGGCCUCGGCAAGGAUCAUUUCGCUGCGACCGAAGACAUAUGGGAAGGCGUCUUCGGCUUGAUUGCAGCAAUCAUCAUCUCGAUCAUGGGCGCCGCUCUGCUUCGUGUGUCGAAACUACAAACCAAAUGGCAAGUCAAGCUGGCCAAGGCUUUGGAAGAAAAGGACCAGAACAAGGGCAAGGCGACCACCCGCUUCAAGCGAUUUGCCGAAAAGUACGCCAUGUUCAUGCUUCCUUUCAUCACCGUGAUGAGAGAAGGUCUUGAAGCUGUCGUCUUCAUCGGUGGCGUUUCCCUCGGGCUUCCAGCUACAUCCUUUCCUCUAGCUGUUGUCACUGGUCUUGGAGCUGGCUGCUUGGUUGGGUACCUGAUCUACCGUGGUGGCAAUGUGGCAUCUCUGCAGGUGUUCCUCAUCGUUUCGACCUGCGUUCUCUACCUUGUUGCUGCUGGUCUCUUCUCCAAAGCAAUCUGGUUCUUUGAGAACAACACCUGGAGCAAACUCAUCGGUGGUGAUGCUUCUGAGGUCGGCAGUGGCCCUGGAUCUUACGACAUUACAAAGUCCGUCUGGCACGUCAACUGUUGCAAUCCAGAGAUCGACACUUCAGGCUGGGGCCUGUUCAAUGCAAUCUUGGGCUGGCAGAAUUCUGCAACCUACGGUUCAGUGCUCGCCUACAACUUGUACUGGAUUGCAGUAAUCGUCGCCUUCGUCUCCAUGCGCUACAAAGAGCAACGUGGUCACUGGCCCCUGAUGAAGGCUAAAUCAAAGAAAGCCGACAGCGAGAGUUCCAGCCAAGUUGAUGUAACGGAAACAAUGCAGAAGAAGGCCUCGAAUGAAGCCGCAACGACUACAGCGAUUAGAGAAAUUGAGGGAUGA